Lontra canadensis (Northern American river otter) is the source of this 1188-nucleotide messenger RNA. It is a transcript of the gene CCSAP, whose product is annotated as centriole, cilia and spindle associated protein. The transcript is spliced from 4 exons. Gene Ontology annotation, cellular component: ciliary transition zone; spindle; centriole. The record is from RefSeq and is a predicted model, not a curated record. NCBI's taxonomy places the organism in Eukaryota, Metazoa, Chordata, Mammalia, Carnivora, Mustelidae. Gene Ontology annotation, biological process: regulation of mitotic spindle assembly. The coding region runs from base 89 to 922 and encodes 277 amino acids. Gene Ontology annotation, molecular function: microtubule binding.
GGAGUACGGGAAGGGAGACGCAGGCCAGCCCGGCGCGGCACCCCGUAGGCGGCGGCGGCGGCGCGCACUCCAGCCGGCGGCGGGCACCAUGGCCCCGGGGAGCGGGGUGAAGAGCGAGUACAUGAAGCGCUACCGGGAGCCGCGCUGGGACGAGUACGGGCCGUGCUACCGCGAGCUGCUGCACUACCGCCUGGGCCGCCGGCUGCUGGAGCAGGCGCACGCGCCCUGGCUCUGGGACGACUGGGGCCCGGCCGGAGCCUCGGACGACUCGGCGUCGUCGGCGUCGUCGUCGGGCGCCGGGGGCCCCGCGCCCCAGGGCGCCCCCGCCUCACCGCCCGCGGAGCCCGCGGCGCGGGAGGGGCCGGAGCGGCGGGCGCGCGGGCCGGCUGAGGAGCGGGGCGCGGAGGCGGCGGAGGCCGAGGAGGCCCGGGACGCGGAGGGCGCGGACGAGGCGGCGGCGGCGGCGGCUCCGCCAGCCCCAUCCGUGAAAGAUAUCCAAGAAAAAUCUGAACAAGAUAUCAGAACAAAAGAGACUGAGAAGUUACCUAACAGUACUGAACCUCGACAGCAACCAAGUGCCUUAUUUGCCAGAGGAAAUAGGAAAGCAGUCAAAAGUCCUCAAAGGUCAUCGAGUAAAAUAAAAGAGAACAAGCAUCCAUUUGCCCUUUACGGGUGGGGAGAAAAGCAGACGGAUACAGGAAGCCAGAAAACUCACAAUGUCUGUGCGUCCGCUCCGGUCCACGAGAUUCAUGAGUCAGCAUUACGAGCCAAGAACAGAAGACAGGUGGAAAAACGGAAACUGGUCACUCAGAGGCAGCGUGCCCACUCCGUGGAGGUGGAGAAGAACCGGAGGAUAAAGCCUCCGCCCUCGGAGAACCCGUGGGUGACGGAGUACAUGCGAUGCUACUCGGCACGGGCCUGAAGGCAGGAACGGCUGCUGGGACAGCCUCUUUGAAGAAGUGUCAGCGGAAGAAAGAAGCAGCAGAAGAAAAGAAAAAACGUCAGAGGAAAACAGACACAGGUUUAAGAAACCAGCGAUGACCCGGCGUUUGCCGUAGGGAAUUACCCGAAGACUGCUCUGUUUCGCUGCAUCCUGGUCACCUACCUCAGCAGUAGGGCGACAGUUGAAGCCAUAGACAUUUGGGUAUUUCUGAAGCUAAUUCCCUAAAUAUUUGCUAUUCUUACAAG